Ceratina calcarata is the source of this 963-nucleotide messenger RNA. Its product is annotated as oligoribonuclease, mitochondrial. Gene Ontology annotation, cellular component: mitochondrion. The coding region runs from base 295 to 867 and encodes 190 amino acids. The transcript is spliced from 5 exons. The record is from RefSeq and is a predicted model, not a curated record. NCBI's taxonomy places the organism in Eukaryota, Metazoa, Arthropoda, Insecta, Hymenoptera, Apidae. Gene Ontology annotation, molecular function: 3'-5'-RNA exonuclease activity; nucleic acid binding.
AAACUGGAGGUCUGGAGGUAAGAGCAAGAGUUCCCGCCAAAUUUACUGGACACAGUAUAAGACAUAAAGAUGUAGUUUUUGAUUUUUACUGCUUACAGAAUUGAUUUUCUUUACCUUUUAUAUAUAGCUAUAAAAGUAGUCUACCAAAGUAUGCCUUCAUUUUCAUUUUAGUUCACAUUACGUUCGUGAAAAGUGAGGGUUUUACUCUGUUAUUACUUCUAAGGUUACUACAGACGAAUAUAGUAUUUACUUUUUGUGAAAAUCUUUUAACUAUAAUAUUUUAUUAACUAAAACAUGGAAUGUGACAAAAGUAAUUACAUUGUAUGGAUAGAUACGGAAUUAACAGGACUCAAUAUAGAAAAAGACACAAUCUUAGAAAUUGCGUGUUUAAUAAGUGACCAAAAUUUAAAUAUUGUAAGUGAAGAAUUUAAUGUUGUCAUUAAACAAUCCGACACAAUUUUGAACAAUAUGGAUGAUUGGAAUACAAUUCAUCAUACAAAAACAGGACUAAUACAAGCCUCUAAAGCUAGCAAAAUUAGUUUGAGAAAUGCAGAGCAGAUGUUAUUGAGUUUUUUACAGAAAUACAUUCCAAAAAAUUCUUGCCCUUUAGCUGGUAACACAAUUUACAUGGAUCGUUUAUUUAUACUUAAACACAUGUCAUUAGUCAAUGAUUAUUUACAUUAUAGAAUUAUCGAUGUUAGUACAGUUCAGGAGUUAGUUAGGAGGUGGAAUCCAACAGACUAUAAAUUUCGACCGCAAAAGCAAUAUAACCAUAGGGCAUUAGAUGAUAUUAAGGAAAGUAUACAAGAAUUAAAGUACUACAAAAAUACUAUAUUUAUGCCUGCAGAUACAUCACUAAUACAAUGAAACCAUUAAAUAUAUUAACCUGCACUUUCGUGCUCAAUAUGUGCAUGGAAAUAUAUAUUUUUAAAUAUAUAUGCAUAAUAUAGAAAUCUAAAAUAG